Messenger RNA from Racocetra persica, 212 nucleotides. The record is from the annotation of a GenBank genome assembly. NCBI's taxonomy places the organism in Eukaryota, Fungi, Glomeromycota, Glomeromycetes, Diversisporales, Gigasporaceae.
AAGCGAAUUCAAACAAUUCUUUCCUUGUCAACAAAAGUAGUUUAGAAAAAGGACAAAUAAUAGCAAAAUUGCGUGAAAUUGAUAGUAGACAAGUCGCGGAAACUGUGACAAAAGGAUUGGACGCCGCAGCUUCCCUUGCUACUUUAGGCGGACCACCUGGUUUGGCAGUCAGUUUGGUGCUUGGCGUUAUUUCUGGUUCAAUUAAGAUUUGA